Messenger RNA from Mesoplodon densirostris (Blainville's beaked whale), 1363 nucleotides. RefSeq names its product serine/threonine kinase-like domain-containing protein STKLD1. The transcript has 12 exons. Lineage: Eukaryota; Metazoa; Chordata; Mammalia; Artiodactyla; Ziphiidae. The record is from RefSeq and is a predicted model, not a curated record. Gene Ontology annotation, biological process: protein phosphorylation. Gene Ontology annotation, molecular function: ATP binding; protein serine/threonine kinase activity. The coding region runs from base 238 to 1251 and encodes 337 amino acids.
CUGCUGGAGACGCGCGGGCGCCCCAGCGGACACUGUGACACUGUUCCGGCAGGGAGGGUCCCCGGAUCAGGCCAGCACCCGGGGCUGAAGGGCGCCCCCAGGUUGGGGGAUGGGCGCUCACCGGACGCGGUCCAGACUGAGCAUGCUCAGUUCAGGGUCCGACUCGGCUCGGGCUAGCGGUGCGCCCCAGCGCCCAGUAGUGGGACAGGCAGGCCGGGAGUCUCCCCGCAAGACACAAUGGAAAAGUACCAGAUUUUGGACUGGCUGAAUCCUGGGGCCUUGGGGGUGAACCUUCUGGCGGAGGAGACAAAACCCAAAGUAAAGCACGUGAUAAAGCAGGUGGAGUGCAUUGAUGAGCAUCAGGCCAACGAGGCCCUGGAGGAGCUGAUGCCGCUGUUGAAGCUUCAGCACGCCCACGUCUCCACCUACCAGGAGCUCUUCAUCAUGUGGAAGAGUGAGAUCUCCUCUCUGUUCCUUUGCCUGGUGAUGGAGUUCCACGAGGGAAGCUUGCAGAAUGUCAUUGAGAAGAAGAGGGCGGCAAAGAGAGUCAUUGACUCCCAGUGGAUGCAGAACACGCUGGGCCAGGUGUUGAAUGCGCUGGAGUACCUGCACCAGCUGGACGUUAUCCACAGGAACCUCAAGCCCUCCAACAUCGCCCUGGUCAGCAGCGACCACUGCAAACUGCAGGACCUGAGCUGCAACGCACUCAUGACCGACGUGGCCAAGUGGAACGUCCGUGCAGAGGAAGACCCCUUUCACAAGUCCUGGAUGGCCCCUGAAGCUCUCAACUUCUCCUUCAGCCAGAAAUCUGACAUCUGGUCCCUGGGCUGCAUCAUUCUCGAUAUGGCCAGCUGCUCCUUCCUGGAUAGCACGGAAGCCAUGCUUCUGCGGAAGUCCAUCCGGAGUUCCCCCGACGGCCUGAGGGGUGUCCUGAGGACCAUGGAGGAGAGGAGGGUCCCCGAUGCGAAAAUCUUCAGUUCCCUUUUGCCUCUGAUGCUCCAGGCUGACCCCUCGGAGCGAAUAACCAUCAGGGACGUGAUUCACUUCCCGUUUGUGAGCGGCGACUUCAGGCCCUCCAGUAGUGCCCUGGUGCUGCACCGGCAGGUGGUGCCCAAGUUCAUCAUCGACAUGCUGCUAGAAAGCAACGUUGCCAGAAUCUUAGAGGUCAUGCAGAACUUCUCCAGCCACCCCGAAGCCCAGCAGAGGGCCAUGAAGAGGCUCCUGAGGAUGUCUGAAGAUCAGCAAGGAUAAAUUCCUAGAUGUGCAGGCUGUGAAUACUUGUUUUCAUAGAUACUGCAAAUUGCCCUCUGUCGAUGCACCAACUUUCUCACCUCUCAAGAGUGCAUGAGAACACCUCUUCCCC